AGAAAUGGGCUGAGAAGAUAUUUUAUUGCCCUGAAACAACCUUUGAUGGCUCAAUCGUCACAACCAUGAUGGCCCAACUUUGUUUCGAAAAUGGCCCAUAAUUCGUGUAGAUGGCCCAUUAAGGGGUUUAAAAUUGGCCCAUUUUCAUCCUGUAAUUGGCCCAUUCAUGUCAAUGUUUAAAUUGGUGUAUCAGCUUUUGCAGAAAAAGGGCUGGGACUACCAAGUGGUCAAUAAAGGUGAGGCUCAGAGGAACCAGUUACUCAGUUCUCCAAGAAAAGGGUGAAGUCAACACUGAAGAUUCCUCCUGCACUUCCUGCUUGUUAAAUCAGCUUUUUCAUUUCUGAAGAAUGUCUUCCAAGCGUGACAAGGACCGUCGCAUCAUUUCCUGUCUGCAGUGUUUCAGGCCCCAGGAGAUGCUGCCUAACCACCUGUUGAGGGUCUGCAUGAAGGACCAGACUAAUGAGGAGAGGAAUGCAGAGGUGGACAGAGCCAAAAAGUCCAUGAAGGCCUGGACCCUCCGAGGCAGAACCUGGGACUACAACGUCAUGGUCAAGCGGUACCCUGAUGAGGCUUCCAGACGGGCUCUUCUGGAAGACCUUCGUGAGAGGCAUUUUUUAAUCCUAAAUGACCCCAUGGAGGCACAGACUGAAUCCAAUCACAGGACACCAGGUGCUGCAGUGAAAACACACAACAAAAAGACUGCUCAGCCGACGCUCCAAGACUGCCAGAGAGUCCUUAGAGUGUCACAGGCGGACAUGCUGGACAUCCACGGGAAGCUCCUGGAUCAGCAGCAUGUGGAAGAAGACCAAAGGACGCUGUUCCGGUACUUCUGCGAAGCCAUCCUGGUCCUGAGAUACUUCCAGCGACCAGAUGCAGUGAGGGCAUUUAAAGCUUCAGACUGGCUCAACAAGAGAAGUGUUGAUGGACGAAUUCACAUCAAGGUGCAAUCCGCAAAGCAGAGUACAUCAUUUUCCCUCACAGAGGAGGACUCUGAUAUGCUGGACGCAUACUUCCAGAAGAUUCGUCCAGGAUGUCUGCAGGACAGCGCAGAGGACCAGGGCAGAUUUUUCCUGACCAAACAAGGUCUGCCAGUUGUCAACGUCACGAGUGACCUCAGGCGUCUGCAUGAACAGUACGAUUUACCCAGCUUUUCAAGCCAGCAAGUCAAAAGAGCCCGAAGUACUAUGCCAUGCUCUUCUUCCGAUGAGCCGUCCGAUGAGAGGAGAGUUCGGAAACAGAAGAGGGGCAGAGGCGCAGCUGACCAGUAUGACAGGGACUUUGGUGCGUUUCUCCUGAAGUUUCCAGUGACGACGAGUAGCAGCCCGCCCACAAAAAAGAAGCGGACCGCUGCAGGGUUUCCAUCUGACAAAGUGUUUUAUGCCAGGUGGAGGUCUAUGCAGUUUGCCAAGCGGGAGGAGUACCUCUCGUCCCAGUGUUCAAGACGGCCCCCGACUGUCAGCAAGGUGUCACUGCUGAUCGAAAAAGAGGGUUGGACUGGCAACUGUCCUCGCCCCGAGGACAUAGUGGCAAAGUGGAGACCCAUCACUGAGGUGCAGGUGGAGUCAGAUCCAUGUAUCAUCACUGCGAUCCAGAAUCAAAAGUGGACAGGCCUGGCCCUCAAGGACUUUGGCUCAAAAGGACAAGGAGUUGUUGCCACCAAAGACUUUGCCAUGGGCUCCAUCGUUUGUGAUUACCAUGGCAAGGUAAUCACAGGAGCAGAGGGUCUGAAGUUGGCCGAGUCCAUCAAGGAUGAUGCGGCCUAUCUUUUCUUUUUCCAGGCGGCAGGUCGGGACCUCUGUGUGGACGCUGAGACUUUCCCUUGCGAGUGUCACCCAAAAGAAAACACCAUGGGCCGGAUGAUCAAUCAUUCCUCCAAGAGAGCUAACCUAAGGUCAGUCCACUGCAUGAUGAACUUCCCUGAAGGAAAAAAGGAUGUCAUCCUGUUCCAGGCCAAAAGAGACAUUAAUUUAUGCGAGGAGCUGCUGUUUGAUUAUACGGCGUCAAGUGCAAAUCUUUUCAAAGAGAAGCAUUGAUCCUCGACUGGCUGAAUGAGUGAACACAUGAGGCCAUACAUUCACCAGUCCACUCCAUCAC
This is a messenger RNA of Carassius carassius (crucian carp), 2094 nucleotides long. RefSeq lists its product as uncharacterized. The record is from RefSeq and is a predicted model, not a curated record. The transcript is spliced from 9 exons. The coding region runs from base 348 to 2033 and encodes 561 amino acids. Gene Ontology annotation, molecular function: protein binding. NCBI's taxonomy places the organism in Eukaryota, Metazoa, Chordata, Actinopteri, Cypriniformes, Cyprinidae.